Molecule: messenger RNA, 2753 nt
Organism: Scaptodrosophila lebanonensis
Lineage: Eukaryota; Metazoa; Arthropoda; Insecta; Diptera; Drosophilidae
Gene: Brd8
Product: bromodomain-containing protein 8
Exons: 2
Coding region: 1-2667 (888 amino acids)
Cellular component (GO): NuA4 histone acetyltransferase complex
Molecular function (GO): protein binding
Source: RefSeq, a predicted model, not a curated record
AUGUCGGCGCUGGCUCAAGAUCGCUUGCAAAUGAGUCGCAUGCCGCUCGACCAAUGGUCGAAACGCGAGCAAUUGUGCUUGGCAUCGGCAGUGUCCUGCAGCGGUGAUCAAAACUGGAUCACAGUGAGUCGCACGCUCAAGACCGUCUGCGGCAAUGGGGCGACUCCCGAUUGGUAUUCACAGAAAAACUGCGCUGUGCAAUAUGGACACCUGUUGGAAAGCGUUGAAACUACCAAGCGUAAGAAGCGAAGCAGCGAAAGUGGAGUAUCCUCGCCGGCCAUUGAGCCACCAACGGAGUUGUUGCUACGCCGUCUGACCGAAGAACGCAUGGCUGAGAUUAAGGCGCAAAUGCGUCGCGAUCAGGAAGAGUAUUGUAAGGUGUUCCGCGAAAUUGAGGCUUUGCAAUCGGACGACAUUACGGAGCAAGAGUUGCAGGAGAUGUGGCAACAGGUGGAGAAUCAGCAGGAGACGCAACGUAUUGAUGAAAUGAAGCUGGAGAAUCGCAUGCGGGAGCGAGAACAACGCAAAAAAGAAAUGGCUAUAAGCUGGCGUAACACUGCAGCCAGACGCAACAACUCUGCAACGGAUACCACCUCGGUGGACAUGGAUGUGGAAGAGAUUGCGGCGAGCAGCAGCAGCACAAGUUCGACGACCAGCAACAAAAGUGCCUUACCCUCACCGCUGCUAACGUCGUUGCUGAAAUCACCAACAGCAGCACCAACUGCAGUGUCCCCAGUGCAUUCGCCGGCAGUAGGAGCUGGCAGCGUGGCACGUGCUACAGCCCCAACAAUUACAACGCUGCUCACCAGCGGCACCAGCGCCAUAUCCAAUCAGCCAGCUAUUACGCUCAAGAAUGCCAGUGAUAGCGCGUUUAUUACAAGGCCUAUCAGUGGACCUCCCACAGUCGAGGCGCACACACCAACUACACCAGGUACGCCGGGCCCAAGUCCAUCGCAGGCAGCGCCCACGCUUUCCAUGUUGUUGGAGAAGAACAAAGCCAUGAAAUCUAGUGAGACUUCGUCCACGGCACAACAGCCGGCACAGCCUACAGAUACAGAGGUCAGUUCCCAGCAGCAGCCAGCAAUGAAUGCAAAGUCCAGCUCAGAAAGUGCAAUACCAAAUAGCACCAACUCCCAAUCGGACGAAACUGAUCCAAAUGAGGAGCAACAGCUGCUGCAAGUCUUCGAGAACAUCGAUGACAUUAUAGACGACAUCGAUAUCGACAUGUCCAGUGUUAUUGAUGAGGAUAUUUUAAAGGACGUGGCUGAUGAGGCUGAACAGACUGCGUCCCCCAAUGACAAGCCCGAAGUGGUUGAUUUCGAGGACAAAUUAGAUUCACUUAAGCGCGGCCAAACGGCUGCCAGCUCACCAGCUCCAGGAGCUGACGGGACGAGUGAUAGCAACGAAACGGGCGUUACAAAACCAACUGAAGUGGUAAUUGGCUCCAGCGACGAUUCAAACGAUAACAUACCAUUAGCCACAGUGGCCUCGCAGGAGAGCAAAGAGAGUCAAAUGCAGAGUCAAAACGAUGACGAAACGUCACAAAUAGUUUCUACUAUAGAGCCUGUGGAGGAGGCUAACGAAAAUGUUGCAAUGGAGAUGACUGCACGUAUCGAGCAGGAGAAGGCAGCAUCAAUAGCUGAGAAAGAAUCGGAGCAGCCCCCGGAAGUGGCUAUAGCUACAGAAAAAACUGAGGCGGAAAAACCGCAACAGGGACAUAGUGAAUCGACUCCAACCCCAAUUGAAGACACAAUUGAAGGGGCUAUCAUUGAGGAAACGACAACAGAAGAAGGCAUAAAGGAAGAGUUGAAAAUUGAUGAUAAAGUCAAACCGGAUGCAGCAACGAUGGAACCCAAAGCUACGAUCACAAUCUCCGUACAUGACACGGAUGAAGAAUAUUCCUCGCUCACAGAUAGCAGCAAACAGGACGAGCCUACGCGCAAUGCCAAGCAACCAAAAAUGCCGAGUCGAGAGUCAGUUACUGUAGAGCCAAAAACUGAAGCGGAACCGUCGGGUAGUGGAAGUGGCGCUCAUGUUAUUCCACAACCGCCAGGCGCGCUUGCCCGACCGCCACUGCUACGCAAGCUGCCGCAUCGCGAUCGAUCCGAGAGUCCCAUGAUUGAUGAUGACAUGGCCACGGCAAGCGAUCAUUCGACGGCGAAGACGACAAAUGCGCGUCGACGCUGCUCCUCAACGCCGCUGAUAGAUAGCAUUCCAAAUUCGCCGGCAUCUAGCGAGCACACAGACGAUCGUAGGGAGACACGUGCCGCCACCAAAAAGCUAUUCCUGACCAUUUACAGCACGCUGAACGAAAGCAAACAUGCAGCACCAUUUCGACGAGCCUUCCACGACGAGCAUGCGCACAAAUAUUCCGAGCUAUGCCUGCGGCCCAUGGACUUGCCCACCAUCAAGCGUAACAUCGACUCCGGCGCGAUACGCAGUCUUAGCGAAUUGCAUCGCGAUAUUCUGCUGAUGUGCCAGAAUCUGUUAACCAUUUAUAAGCCACAAAUGUCGCAUUAUAAAACGGCUCGGCUCUUUCUGCAGGAUUGUCAGGCAAUCAAGGAGCUUGCGGCUCAUCCCGAAACAUCUGGCAUGAAAAUGGAUAGGGAGAAACACGGCGUUCAUAAGGCCCGUAGUGGUUCCCGCAAGAGUCAACGUCAUCAUUAGAACUUCUAUUCUAAGACACAAAAUUAAAAAAUAACAAACAAAAGACUCAAUAAACUUAACCUUAACAUUUCUAUAUUCAAACUUAA